Messenger RNA from Durusdinium trenchii, 639 nucleotides. The record is from the annotation of a GenBank genome assembly. NCBI's taxonomy places the organism in Eukaryota, Dinophyceae, Suessiales, Symbiodiniaceae.
AUGUUCUGGUUUUGGGCCGCGACACACGCUGCGCUCUGCGCGGCCUCGGCCACCGUCUUCGCCUACGGCGCGGGCGCGUUGGCGGAGGCUGCGAUCGAGCAGAUCCAAGAUGCGCAAAUCGAGGGGUUGAGGGAAGACUUCGAGGCGGCCCUGGAGCGAUCCUACCAGUCCUACUUUGGAGUACAUGGUCCCGUGAGGAAGUAUCUCAAUGUGGUGACCAAUUCUUCUCCCUUCGUGGUUCAAGCUGCUGCCAUGGCCUUCUGGGCUUAUGAUUUAGAGUACUUUGAAGAACGAUGGGCUUCAGAGGAUUGGGCUGGUGGUUGGCAGGUUGUGAAGAAGUACAUCAACACUACGAGCAAGUCUUUGGCUCCCGGAUUAGACGUGGUGGCACUCUUCCGUCGUGGCGAUGAAUGUGUCCUAUCCUUUGCUGGAACCACCGGCUUGGCAGAUUGGACCACCAACCUGAAUAUCAAAAGUCUGCAAAGUUUGCCUGCAUGUGGCUUGCGCAACGUCCAUGAAGGUUUCUUCGAAGAUUUCCUGCAGUUCAUGCUGGGCGAUGCCUGGAGCGAUGGCAUGGAACCCGAAAUCUUAUCAGAAUGUGGAGGACGUUUGUCAGUUGCUGGACACUCUCAAUGCUGA